Molecule: messenger RNA, 1456 nt
Organism: Hevea brasiliensis (rubber tree)
Lineage: Eukaryota; Viridiplantae; Streptophyta; Magnoliopsida; Malpighiales; Euphorbiaceae
Product: bZIP transcription factor 11
Exons: 1
Coding region: 710-1174 (154 amino acids)
Biological process (GO): positive regulation of DNA-templated transcription
Cellular component (GO): nucleus
Molecular function (GO): transcription cis-regulatory region binding; DNA-binding transcription factor activity
Source: RefSeq, a predicted model, not a curated record
CUUGUAAGCCCCCUUCCCAUUUUCUUUCUCCUUCUCGGCAAAACUUUGGCGUCUUUCUGUGCUCUUUUUCCUUCUUCUUGAUUUUUUUUUUCUUAAAGCUCUACCUUUGAACUUAAGCCAUCAUCAUCUUCCAUGUGUUUUUCCUCAAUCUUGAUCUUGGAUUCCAAUUUCUUGAUUCGAAAUCAAGUACCCACUUCUUGAUCUUUUAUAUAAACCUCUGUAUUGAUUGAAACCUGCUAUUAUUUUCUUGACUUCCAAUCUCAAAAAGUUGUCAGCUUUUGGAUUGGUGUUUUUGAGACUGUUUUAAGCAUCAAUCUACAAAUUUUGCCCAUCUUUCUUCUGUGGGUUUUUUGAAGUUUUUCUUGAUGCUAAGUAUUUUGAUCUUGAUGUUUGAGAUUCAUGUCUCCAAUUAUCAGUGAAAUCUUCCUUUCUGGGUUUAUGAUCAAUUCCACUUACAGGCGCAGGACCCAUCUUGUUCAAUCUUUCUCAGUUGUUUUCCUCUACUGGUUAUACUACGUUUCAUGAUUUUGGCUCUAAAUCUGAAAUUUAGACUAUAAGUCUAUAUAUUUAUCUAUACUAUAUUACUAUUUUCUGCAUUAUUGUGAGUUUAUUACUGUUUUGGGCCCUGCUAUAACUCUCUCUUGAUUGCUUUUAUUCUGUUAAAAAAGGGAAAAAAAAAAUUUGUGUGUUCUUUUUCUGUUGGGUUUUCAUGGCUUCCUCUAGUGGAACAUCUUCAGGGUCAACUUCGAUGCAGAACUCAGGUUCUGAAGAGAAUUUGCAGGUGUUGAUGGAUCAGAGGAAGAGGAAAAGGAUGAUAUCAAAUCGGGAAUCAGCAAGGAGGUCUCGGAUGAGAAAACAGAAGCAUUUGGAUGAUCUAAUGGCACAGUUGGCUCAGCUGAGGAAGGAGAACCUCCAGCUUAUCACAAGCAUCGACAUCACAACUCAGCAAUACCUGAUCAUGGAGGCUGAUAACUCUAUCCUCAGGGCUCAGGUUGGUGAGCUUAGCCACAGAUUACAGUCUUUGAAUGAGAUCAUUACCUUCCUGAGUGCAAGCGAUGGUGCUCAUGGAGAUUCAAGCACUUUCAAUGAGCCGGCUGAUAGCUUCUUCAACCCACUGAACAUGUCAUAUCUGAAUCAGCCUAUAAUGGCCUCUGCAGAUAUGUUUCAAUACUAGCUGAGACCCAUCUCCAGAUUCUUGGGACUUCAAUGGAGGAUUGGGAGAGAGAGAGAGAGAGAGAGAGAGGGAGAGAUAAGAUAUGCCCUUUUUAUUGUAGUAAGAAAACAUCAACAGGUAGUGGUCAAAUAAGGACUAAUAAGGGAUCUGUAGAAGAACCAAGGGAUGUGCUUAUUGGUCUGUAAAUGUGGUUUCCUAUUACGAUUAUUAUGGUUCAAGGGCAGAUGAUGAUGAUGUAGUUUUCUGCUGUUAUCAAUUAAUGUAAUGCUAUUUUGACUUUUA